AUGACACAACUGGAUAAAGUCGUGUUGAUCCGCAUCCGGUCGGCGACGCCAAACAAGUCCAAGACGCGCCGCUUCAUCAAGUACUCGGCGUACUGCUGGGGCUGCUCGCUGGCGCUGACGUUGAUCACGAUCAUGAUGCAGUUCGCGCCCGACGACGUCGUGCCGCCCGAGAACUUCAUCCGACCCGGGCUCGGCGAGAAGAGCUGCUGGUUCCCAGGGAGCUGGGAGAUGCUGGCCUACUUCCAUGGCCCGGUGCUGGUGCUGAUGUCGGCUAAUGUUGUCUUCUUCGUGCUGACGGCGCGUAACCUGCUGAAGACGGAGAAGGACACCCGGAUGGCUGGCAACCAGAAGAAGGGCGCCGAAAGGUUCAAGAUUUACGUCAACCUUUUCAUCGUGAUGGGCAUCACGUGGAUUGCAGAAGCACUCUCCAUCCACCUCGGACCCAAGGAGCUCUGGUUCGUCACGGACGUCAUCAACAGUCUGCAGGGCUUCUUCAUCUUCCUGCUGUUUACGCUACGCCAGAACACGCGUAAGACGAUCCGUCGACACAUGUCGGGCACGAAGCUCGGCCGAAGCUGCACCUGCUGUUGGCCGGCCGACGUGGCCGACAGCGCCCCCUCGUCGCGCAAGACCGGCUCCUCCUCUAUGCCCUCGAACGGGUCCAAGACGAGCUCACGAAAGGUGGCCGACACCCCCAACUAGGAGUGGUUUGUCGGACGCGAGGCAGAGUCGCUCGCCGCGGUCGGUCAUGGGAAGGGGCGGGGUCGCUCGCCGCGGCCGGUCAAGGGAAGGGGCCGGAGGAACCUCCGUGUGUGUUGCAUGCUUGUGAUGAUAUGGCGCGAAGCGCGCUUCCCCUAUAGUGCGUCGCAUGCGCGGCGGAAAGUCGUCGUGGAAUCCGGUGUUCACUGUCACAUUCCGCGAGGCGCGAAACUGGUGUUCGGUGUCAUGUUCGCCUUUCGCAUGGGCUCGGUGCAGUAACCCGCGCACUGCGCUCGGCACAGUAGACCACGCGCCUGCAAAACAGCAAAAGUCGCUUCUGGUGUAGUUGCCACUCCUCGAUGUUCAUUGUCAGUGUCCAUAUACACCUCCCCGAACCGUUUAUGGUUAAGAUGCGUACCGUGGGAACUAUGCGUAGCGAACAUCCCAUGCAAGGUGCCUGGUGGGUGAAUGUACCUAACACACGCACCUCGAGUUGACACGCCACUACAGCUGUGUGCCAGCAUUAUUCGUUUAUGUAUCCGGGCAUAUUGAUAAGAUUAGCGUUCGGAUUCGCUUCUGGCGAGACUUCUGCUUCAUCUGUAAUUAUUCAGCCAGUGUUCGUGACGUCGUUAGUCCCGGGUGGCGCCGUACUGUGGCGAAGCCCUCUGUGUAAUGUAUUUAUCUGAGAAAGCGCGCCGGACUCUAAUCACAGCACGAGCCAUCAAACACGACGCCUGCGUGCCUAGAAGUUCCGUUCUAUACAAGGAACCAGUGGAGUGAUCUCGUGACUUGGUGAUUUUUACUUGAUCUUGACGCCCUGUUCGGAUGAGGUAGUGCUGCGCUACCCCUGCAAACGCAGCGAGAUACGGUGUGGGUGCCACUGCGUACAGGCGAGAAAUGAAGAAGACACUGACACUUGACGUUUCAUAACAGAACGUGCGCACUGGUUUCUACUAACAUUGCUGGAACCUAUUGACCUUUGGCAUAGCUGUUUGUAGAUGAUCACAUCUGCAGGCUGCAUAAUGUGCGAAAUGUGAGUGAAAAAUAUUUGUGAUGUCAUCAUAUUCAUCCAGUGGCGUAGUCGGGAUUUCGCCGAGCACAGGCCGUAGGUCAUAGGAACCUCUUCCCUCAACGGCCCCUCCUUGAGAUUCGGAGGAGCAUUUAGGUUCGAGGUCGUGUUUUGAUGUAUCGGCGCCCUUGCUAUGCUUUAGAAUCAUUGUGUGUAUGAAAUUGCCAAAAGCCAUUGGGCCUUCGGCCCAACGCCCCGUCACCUCCAGGAGGAGGGUCUCAUGGCCCUUAAAGUUCCCCUUGACUAAGCCGCCGGCAUUGCUCCCCAUGUUUCCACCGGGCGGCAGCGCAGUGGACAGUCGCCGACCGGUCCGUUCAUGCCGCUGCUUGCCUGCUGUGCGCCCGGCCCCACGCCGCCGCUGGCGGGCGCGCCUCGUGUCACCGCCGCGCCACCAGCGGACCCGUGCUCGGGUCGCUGGCGGGCCCGUCUUACUGUGCAAUACACGUG
This is a messenger RNA of Pollicipes pollicipes, 2215 nucleotides long. Its product is annotated as putative G-protein coupled receptor Mth-like 3. Gene Ontology annotation, biological process: cell surface receptor signaling pathway; G protein-coupled receptor signaling pathway. Lineage: Eukaryota; Metazoa; Arthropoda; Thecostraca; Pollicipedomorpha; Pollicipedidae. The record is from RefSeq and is a predicted model, not a curated record. Gene Ontology annotation, cellular component: membrane. The coding region runs from base 1 to 702 and encodes 233 amino acids. The transcript has 5 exons. Gene Ontology annotation, molecular function: G protein-coupled receptor activity.